CGGCCGCCUGGGCACCGUGCGGGGCGGUUCCGCCGCCGGGCACGUCUCUGCCGCACGGACACCCAGAAAGACACCCAUUGUCAGAAUAAACAAUAGGUGAUGCUGGAACUGACUGGUAGCUGACUGCUGGUAGCGCUUAAUUUGCUCUGAAGGAAGAGACCAUGUUUAAGCACCUUUUAAAGACACCUUCCAUUUUCUGUGUUGCCAUACAGUAUUCAUGUCUGCGUUAACAUCGAAGAACUAUCUCAGAUGAAUGAAGACCAGAAGGAUCAGGAGAUGAUGUGAAUUGUAAUGGAGAGACGCUUCUGUGAAACUGCUAGAGGACUUCAGAGUAGGGCAUCUGUCUUCUCUGCCCUCUUCUACUUGUGUCAAAGUUAGAAAUGAACCACACUUGGACAUACAAUCUGAGCUUUGGUGCAUCUACAGACCCUGUUGACUCAAGGACUGGACUCUCACGAAACGGGCACACAGUAGUGGCUAUAUUUCUGGGAUUUAUUUUAUUUUUUGGUUUCUUGAAUAACCUGACUGUCCUCAUCCUCUUCUGCAAGUUUAAAGUCCUUCGUAACCCGGUCAACAUGCUCCUCCUGAACAUCAGUAUCAGUGACAUGUUAGUGUGCAUCUCAGGCACGACCCUCAGUUUUGCAUCUAACAUCCAUGGCAAAUGGAUUGGAGGGGAAUACAGCUGUAGGUGGUAUGGCUUUGUCAACUCCUGCUUUGGCAUUGUGUCCCUGAUCUCCUUGGCUGUCCUGUCGUAUGAGCGAUACAGCACUCUCACCCUGUGCAACAAACGCAGCGCUGACUAUGGGAAAGCCUUGCUGGCAGUUGGCGGCUCAUGGAUUUACUCCCUGAUCUGGACUGUGCCACCUCUUAUCGGAUGGAGCAGUUACGGGAUAGAAGGUGCAGGUACCAGCUGUUCAGUACGCUGGUCCUCUGAGUCGGCCAAGUCCAUGUCCUACAUCAUCUGUCUCUUCAUAUUCUGCUUGGUCGUUCCUGUACUAGUGAUGAUAUACUGCUAUGGCCGUCUCCUUUACACUGUUAAACAGGUUGGAAAAAUCCACAAGAAUGCUGCCCGCAAAAGAGAAUACCAUGUACUGUUCAUGGUGAUCACUACAGUUAUCUGUUACCUGAUGUGCUGGAUUCCCUAUGGAGUUAUAGCACUGCUUGCAACAUUUGGUAAGCCAGGUGUGGUGACUCCAGUUGCAAGCACCAUACCUUCCAUCCUAGCAAAAAGCAGCACUGUUUGCAAUCCUAUUAUCUACAUACUUAUGAAUAAGCAGUUUUACAAAUGCUUUCGUCUGCUUUUCCACUGUCAACCUCAUUCCUCCACUGAUGGCGAGCCUACCAGCCACUCUAAGGUAACCGCUAUCCAGCUGAAUCAGAGAAUGGACUGUGGAAAUGUGUGCAAUAAUGAACCAUGUCCCAAAACAGACAAUAAAACGAUUUCUCUUCUGCGCCCAGAGCCAAGCCUGGAGCCAAUUUCAAAAAAUACACCACCGAUGUCAUAGGAAAAUUUGUUCUCAUGGAAAGUACAAGCCUUAACCAGCAUGUGUUUCAUUUCACUGCCAUUUUACCCAGCUAACCUUAAAAUUCCUAAAGGAAAUUGCCAUUUGUGGAAUACGAAAACUGACAAGAACAAAAGAUUGGGACUCUGUUAUCAUAUCUUUAGUAACAGUAAAGAUGGUCACAUCACUGCAGAAAUGGUUCAACAAUGACAAAGUUUUUAAGCAAUAGUGUUGCCUUUCCUGUAAACUGGAGCACUGAGAAGUGGUAAAGGCUUAGUUCUUAGUGAUCUGUGGAUCAAUGUCCUCCGGAAUCAAUCUAAAAGGCAUGCUGGGCUAUCUAGUUUAGCUCCUUGCCUUCCUGCAUUGUUCCAUAUACUCCAUUCCUUGGGAUUUCAAAUUAGGAUAUUAACAAGUAUCAUAAGUAUGGUAAAGUGACACAUUUUGGCCAUUUCCCUUGGGAAACUCUUCCACAGUCAAAUAUCUCCAAGUUUUUCUGUAUUCAGCUCAGUCUAAUUUUUUCUUUUUAUUUUAAGUGAGUUAUUCCUCAAAAUUAAUUUCAUAUCCAAGACUUACAACAUCUAUGGAUGUCUGUUUAUUAGGAUGUUGUGCCUUGUCCACUUUCUAUCUACUCAUUCUCACACACAAUUCAUUCCUUAAAAUACUGGGGUAUGGGGCUAGAUUUCCCCACAUGAGCACUAAGAUCUACAACAUCUACUGUAUCACUCUACAUUUAGGUGUGCAGCUGCCUAGCGGAAUUGACAACACUAAAUUUAGGGAUGGAUCUGUGUUCCCCACAUAAGACAACAGAAGGAUUUCUGCACUGGCUCAGACCAACUAUCUGUUUAGCUUGGUAUCCUGGUCUUCAACAGAGCCAGCAGCUGAUGGGAAAAAGGGAAAGAGCAGAUGGGGAAAAGUGGAACAAGGCAAUACAGAAGGGAUUCUUCAUCAUUAAACCUUUAAUUCACCAUUUACUUACUCAUGGUAAGAUAUCUGUGAUUCAGGACUUUCUAAGCCACUGGUUGUAUCCAGACCACCCUGUUUAAUUCCCAGAGAUAAAGUUAUCCAACCUAAACAUUACCUUUUGAACUCACUUGAGCUUUUGGCCUCCACAGCAUCUUGUGGAAAUAAGUUCCACAGGUCCAUUUUGUCUUGUGAGCAAAGUACUUCCUUUCGUUUGCAUUAAAUCUCUUAGAUGAAAAUAUCUUCAGGGUCCCCUUUCCCCUUUGAUAGGAAAAAUUGAAAUACCUUUCCUGUAUUCCUCAAAAUUUUGCAGAUAUCUAUCAUAGCAUUUUUCGUCUGUUUUCCAAAGGGAUAAAACUAGGUUGAUUUUAGCCUUCUGUUUUACAGAAACUGGUGUUUACCUCUCACCACGCUUGCUGUCUUGCUCUUCUGUCUGCAUGGUAUCUUUUUUAGAGAUGAGUUUCCCACACUGCAUAAAGCAUGUCCAAGAUGGCAGCACACCAUGGACUUAUAUACUGACAUAGUGAUUUUCUCUUAUUCACUUUUUUCCCCCUAAUAAUUGUAACAGUCUAUGAAAAAUUUUAAUCAUGCUGGAUGCUGAUGUUCUGAGGGAGGAAAAACAGUGUCUUGACACUCUAGUUUCUGAGUGAAAACAGCUAAUUUAUGGCACAUCUUUGUGGCAAAGUCCACAAAAGGCAACAAACUUAAAGGUGAGCUAAGACCAUGAAUGAACACUACCAUACGGAGAGGUGUUCCUGGGCUGCAGAGGUUUACUCUGUCCUGGUGGACAUGGGAGCACUCCUGAGACUUUCAGGUCUGCUGCACAUGCCAAAAGCUCACAGACAGCUUUGAGGAAGAAGUGUGGCUAGUGGCAGACCUUCUCUCCUUCACUACCUCUAAAACCGUAGACCACCAGCCAGAGAGAGCAGAAGUGCAGUACAACCAGCGCUCCCAUCUCAAUAACCUACGGACCAGAUCCCAAGGUUACACAUUUGUUGCAUGAGCUACAUAAACCCAAGGAGGCAAAUCCCUCCACUCAGCAGUCACAGCCCCCAAAUACUCUUAGAAUUAGCUGUUCCUACUGUUUCUUUCAAAAAAAACAGAAGGUGGGUUAGCCCUAUAUUAAAAAGGAACAAUGACAACAACAACAAAGUAGAUCUUGGGAAGCAGGUGUUUGUGAGCUGUUUUGCUCCUUUAUGAGUAGAGUUUCCACUAAAAUAUGGACUACAUGGGUUCAAUUCUCUCCUGUGCCUUGGAGGAUGAGAACCCACCUCCUCCACAGUGGGACACCUCUAGUGUUGUAGAGCCUUCACUGAAAUCUAAGUUUACAAACAACAUGAAGUAGAAAGGAAAAAAAAAAAAUCAGGCAUCUUUAAAAGAAGCAGUGUUUAAACCAUGAGGACAUUUAUGACAGUCUCCUUAUUAGGAUGUUUGGGUUUUUCUCUAUUCACUUUCCAAUGCCAUGUCUGUCUUGUUUUUAUGAAGUCCCUAAAAUGGGGCUGCCAGGAGAAUUCCACAGGCUUUGGCUCUCACAUUCCACCCCACCUUUUUUUUAGUACCACUGUAACUCAAUUUCUCUCUUUGCUUGGUGUUAACAACCUUGCGACAAGCUACUAACGUCUGUAUCCCCCACCUAUAGGUGUGCCAAGCUGUCUAUAUUUUCAUCUUCCUGAUAACUCAGUUUCUCCACCUCCCCUUCUCUUCACCUUUGGUGAUCUUAUAACAUUUUGGAUGCAGCUUCAAAGACAAAGAAAAGGUGUGUCUCCUGACUGCUUCUUGACUUGAUCUUGCUUCUGUUAACCUGUUCUGCUGCCAUACUGCUCUGCAAAGUCCUACCUUACUUCCCAUUUGUUAUCUUUCAACAUCUCUUUCUGCAUUAUUGAUUCCUAGGUUUCUCAAGUUGAAUCUCUUUGCAUUUGGUUAUUUCCUCCCACAUGUAUUAACCUGUAGUUUCCAUGUAUCCCCUGUUUACUUAUUCUUUUCUGUAUAUUGCCAAUAGAGUACAUGUCUAUCUACUUUUUCUUUGGUCUGUCUACUUUUCACAUCACUGCCCAAUUUCAUAUCCUCUGCAAGCGUGCUUCAUAUCU
This is a messenger RNA of Dromaius novaehollandiae (emu), 4549 nucleotides long. Its product is annotated as vertebrate ancient opsin-like. Gene Ontology annotation, molecular function: G protein-coupled photoreceptor activity. NCBI's taxonomy places the organism in Eukaryota, Metazoa, Chordata, Aves, Casuariiformes, Dromaiidae. The record is from RefSeq and is a predicted model, not a curated record. Gene Ontology annotation, cellular component: plasma membrane; photoreceptor outer segment. Bases 381 to 1505 code for a protein of 374 amino acids. Gene Ontology annotation, biological process: visual perception; phototransduction; G protein-coupled receptor signaling pathway. The transcript is spliced from 5 exons.